Lingula anatina is the source of this 4538-nucleotide messenger RNA. RefSeq lists its product as uncharacterized. The record is from RefSeq and is a predicted model, not a curated record. Gene Ontology annotation, cellular component: Sin3-type complex. Gene Ontology annotation, biological process: negative regulation of transcription by RNA polymerase II. Lineage: Eukaryota; Metazoa; Brachiopoda; Lingulata; Lingulida; Lingulidae.
CAGUAACCUAGUGCUUGUUUUUGAAAGUGCUAGACGAGGGAUAUACCGCAAAAUUUCGGACGCAUUUUCUCUAGGUUCCAGUUACACUCGGACUUUGAUCGUCCAUUGUAAUGCCUGAUCAUGAGUAACCAUGGUUACCCACCCGGCGACCACUCAACAAAAGACGGUAAACAAGACAGUAGCAAGGCGUCACAGGGACAGACAGUUUCUUUUGUAAAACACCCACAGGUGACAGCAGCGGGGGACAUUCACAAGACAGGCUUUUUGGCCCAGAUCAAGCACUCGGUUCCUAGCCGCCCCAUAGCUCCAGCUCCUACCACCUCCCACUUACCACAGAGUAAACCUGCCAACCACCUGCUGUUAACUGGAGCAGCACAGAAAGCAGCCAGCCUCAACCUUGUGCGAGGCCCAAGUACUAUGGGCAACCAGGAAGGUAAGCCAAUUGGGACAGGGAACGCAAACUUUGGGAACACAAGAACCCCUAUACAGCUCCAGAACCUACGCAACGUCACACCGGGUGCCAGUCCCGCACAGACGGCGCAACUUCCCCCUAGCCAAGUUGCUCAGUUAUCUCAGCUAUCGCAACAAACACAACAGACCCAGGGGGGCAGGCUGUCACAAGCAAUAGCCAAUCAGAAUACAGCAUCUUCAACUGUGGCGGUUACUGCAAGUGGGAAUUUGAAUCCUGUGGCAGCCCAGAUUACCCAGAAUCCUCAGAUCCAGAUGGCGUCUAUUAUUCGUAGUUCUGUGACUAAUGCCCAAGCCGUGCCUGGGCAGCAGAGUCAGAUUCAGGUGAAGACAGGAAAACCUGUGGCACCAUCUGCUGGCUUUGGGUCCCAUGUACCAAGAGGCACUGCUGCGGCCUCAGCACUAUCAGCACCAACAAAGACUGGAGCAGUAGCCACCCCCAUCCUGCGACCCAAUCCACCGACUAGCAUCAUGGGACCGAACCAGCUCCUGGCGGCCAGGAUGAAUGCACCACUGGUGACACCGGUGAGGCCUGGGACACCGCCAACCACCACCACCAGGGCGGCAUCACCAGUAGUGUCUGCUGGUGACACGGGUAGUAGACCAGCUCAUUUUACCCCCCACAGCACCACCAGCACCACCAGCACCACCACGGUGCAGAUCACCAUCCAGCAGCCCAACGCCAGACUACAGGCAGUGGACAUGUCAGCUGCAGCAGCAGCGGCAGCAGCGCAUCCAACCAAACACAACAAACCGGUGCACCUGUCCCAGGCCAUGGUGCACCCGCACACCACACACAAAGUGGUGCUGUCCCAGGCGACGGUGGCGCCCAUGAUGCAGCCAGCAUCCAUGGUGACCACUGUGACCAAAUCAGCACCUCUCCAAGUGUCAAUCCACAGUCACACCAGUUCUCUGGCUGCCACGACAACCACAUCCACAACAUCAGCUUCUACAAUACCAAUAGCCCGCGUAAAUCCACAGCGCCAGGCCGUGCCACCCACACUUGGUCACCAAACAGAGGUCAGGUCGGACAACACUGCUCAGCUGUCAGGCGGCAGUUUAUUUAUACCCCACGCGCACAGAGGAUCUCCUAACACUGUCAGCACUGGCAUCAGUCUACAGAAUAGUGUGUCACUCACAGAUAGCAGACAGCAAGACAACUCCCGCAGCCAGCUCCCCCAUGUGGCACCCCCGGGCCCCUAUGACCUGUAUAGUCCCCUGCAGCUGGGGUACCACCCCCCUCAGUUCAUGUAUUACCCCAGCCCAGCACAGGGCUUUACACCCAUAUCAACAGGACCCUCAUUAAGGCCAAGUCUAUACCCCAGCCAGACGCCCAACCUCGCAGCCACCCUACAGGGGGCAGCAGCAGCAGCGGCUCACGGGGUGUCAGUCACUGGGACCCAGGGGCUGAGGGGGGCCCCCACGGGGAUGGUGGUGACCGUGGACCCCAGUAGGCACCCCCCUAGUGUACACACUCAGCAGUAUACUGCUAUUCCUUCAGAAGAUUUUAUUAACUCCCGCAGCCAGCUCCCCCAUGUGGCACCCCCGGGCCCCUAUGACCUGUAUAGUCCCCUGCAGCUGGGGUACCACCCCCCUCAGUUCAUGUAUUACCCCAGCCCAGCACAGGGCUUUACACCCAUAUCAACAGGACCCUCAUUAAGGCCAAGUCUAUACCCCAGCCAGACGCCCAACCUCGCAGCCACCCUACAGGGGGCAGCAGCAGCAGCGGCUCACGGGGUGUCAGUCACUGGGACCCAGGGGCUGAGGGGGGCCCCCACGGGGAUGGUGGUGACCGUGGACCCCAGUAGGCACCCCCCUAGUGUACACACUCAGCAGUAUACUGCUAUUCCUUCAGAAGUCAGCACCAACACCUCGGAUGCUCCCCCGGCAACAUCUGGUGUCCAGGCGUUACAGCGGAAUUCCAGCACCCCUCAGCCGUCACCAGGGGGCAGCAAUAACCCUAACAACCCCAGUGCUUCGCCGCGACCCAGCAUUCUGAGAAAACGAACCAAUGAUGGGACCAUCUUGGUGCGUAAAAACCUGACAGGCCCCCUGGAGGCCAGCGCAGGAAGUCCACAGUCCGCCUCUCUCCCCAGAUCUGCUACCAGCUCACCGUGUAAAGCACAGAAUGAUACAGCUAGUCAAAGUUCCACAGAUACUGCCCCCUCCACAGAGAACAACAGCCCUGCCCAGGCCACGGAGAUGAAGAUUAAAACAGAGCCCUUGGAAGGAGCUCCUAUUGAAAAUGGGCUGCUCUCAGUGCCUCAAACAGUGGCCAGUGUUUUACAAAAUAACAUGGAAGCUUCCCCAAGAAAGAAGCCCAGAAAACAACUCCUUAAUAUCAAUGAAGAACUGAAAGAUUCAUCAACAGAAGAUGAAACGGAGACCAAGCCCCCAGUGAAAGAAGAGAGGGAAACAGAGAUAAAGCCUCCAAUGCCAAAAGAAUACACUGAUGAAGAGGGCGUAAGGUGGGUCGCCAUGAGGAAGAGAAACACUGUGACUUUAAUGAAUUCUUACCAUUGUACAUGGAAGGCCAGGAAUAAUCAUUUUCUAAGAGCCUCUGAUGUCAAACCUAAAGACGAGAGGCGUCCCACAGUCAAUGAGCUGUCCAACCAGAAAAGUGUGAUACAAAAAGCCAACGGGUGGAAACUCUAUCAUCUGGCAGCACAGCUAGAAGAAAUGAUGGACCUGGAGAAGGUGGUCCACAGUAGGAUAGCCAGGCUCCAGAAGACGGCCACCGCCAAACCAGAUAUCCCAUUCACGGAGGAGGAGGUGCAUAAAAUCAAAGAACAAUCUCAGGCUAAUAAACAGAGAAGUCAGUUAUUUAUGAACCAGCUGGAAGAAGCGAAGAGCUCCAUGUUAAGAAUUCUCGAUCACAAACCAAGAAUUAUGGAAAUUAUUAACAAGCACCACAGUAAAAGACCAGUGAAAAAGAAGGAGAGAACGUAGCCUUAAAGACAGAUUCUCAGCCUUAAAAUGAUAAGAAAUUGAAUUACAUGAAAAAAUGUUUGUACGUUUAAAAGAUAGAUUUUCUAGGUCAGAAAGUUUGUUAUUAUUAUUAUUAUUUGUGAGAAAACCAGUGGAUGAUAAAGGGUUCAGAAAAAUGGGGAAAGGUAAGGGGGGAAUUAUUAUCAAUAUGGUUAAAAGGAAAGAAAGAAGGUAGCAAAUGCAAAACAGGGGUUACAAAUGUUCCCAAGUCAACUGACAAGAGAAAUGCUUUAUUCAAAAGAUGGGCCAAUAAAUUACAUAAUGUAAAAAUGACCUGGAUAGAAAUGAAUGAAACAAAAAGAAAAUUUCUAAUUUCUUACAUGAAACCAUAGGUUACACAUUUGUGUUAUGUUAUUUGUAAAUUCUGUAUAUUUCUAAAUGUAUAUUAUUUUACUUUGCACUGUGUGUAAUACAUUAUUUCUAUGUAGAUAUUGUUAAUCUUUGCAGGUAUGAGUUUGUACUAAAUGUGCACAUAGUUUUUUAUCAUUUGGGCUCAAAAUCCAUCAUUUUGACAUAUUUAAGCCAAAGAGGUCAGAAUUUUUUCUUUUGUUCAUUUAAUUAAAUGAACUGAUGAAUUUUGGCUUAAUUCCAUAUUUCAAAACUUUUGAUACAAUUUACUAUUUGAUUGUGAAUAACAAUUAUUUCUUAAUUUUACACUGGCAAAUUAAUUUAGAAAAUAUUCAGUGGGAAUUUGAAUUAGUAAAUUUACUUUAAAUAUUUGGGUAUUUUAUUGUGAAAAAUUUUAUGGUCAGAUCUGUGGUAUGUAUUUUUAUAAUGCCUAAGAAACUGACCACAAUGUUUCGUCGUGUAUGAACCCCAUUUUCGUACAUUUUCGAAAUUUUGGACAACUUUUUUGUCAAAAAUGACAAUGACCUAAAACAUGUUUUAUUCUCCCCAAAUAUUUAAGCAAUUGAUUUUUUUCUAAACGAAGGAUUUGAAGGAUUCCCUGACGAAUCAUCAUUCUUGUAUUUGUCAUUGCUUUUUCCAACGCUGUUUAGUGUAUAUAAGAUACUUGAUAUCAAUUCUGUAUUGUAAAUGUAAAAUAGAUUAUUUUAUAAAUACAUGAUAUUAAAAAUAUGAUU